CACUGGCGGGUGCUGCGAUCUCCGAAAGCUCGGAGCUCAGUAGAAACAAAAAAUAGAAGCGGCGCGACAUUUCGAACUCCUUCAUUGCAAAACCCAUGUACAUACAUACACGCAUACAUAUUUGCAAAGCAGUUUUGAAAUCACUUUGGGGUUUUAAACAUAUAUGUAUAUAUUUUUUUUAAAUAAGCCUUGUCUAGUCGCGUUGCGGGUUUUUUUUCUUCCACAAAUUCAGUGUCAUGGUCGGUGCGGUGUAACUGCGUUGCAUAUUAAAGUGUAUAAAUAGCGAUUAACUGUGUAUAGAAUUGCAUUCAAGUGAAGGAGUACAGAAUCGAAGCGAAGUCAUGCGAAUAACCGUUAAUAAGAAAUCCGUAGUAUGGCUGGUGAUUGGCGCUCUAGUGGUUCUUGGUCUGACUCUGGGUCUGGUAUUCGGACUGCAGACGCGCAACACUCGCUACAUUACUGGCGCCGUUGUCUCCAAUGGGAUUGGAUGCGCGGAUGUGGGCGCCAAUGCGCUUAACGAAGGUGGAUCGGCGGUGGAUGCUGCGAUAGCCACACUGCUCUGCGAGGGUGUUAUGCUGCCGCAUUCGAUGGGAAUAGGCGGCGGCUUUGUAGCCACCAUUUACACGCGUAGCUCCCGGAAGGUGGAGACUUUGAUCGCUCGCGAGUCGGCUCCGGCGGCAGCUACUAAGGAUAUGUUUGUGGGCCAACAGGAGAUUACGGGUGCCAAGGCGGGCGGAGUCCCUGGCGAGAUCUUGGGCUAUUCGGAAAUGCAUCGUAAAUACGGUCGCUUGCCAUGGGAGAAGCUGUUCGAGCCCACAAUCAAGUUGGCUCGUGAGGGGCAUGUUGUGUCCAAAUAUUUGGCGGCAGCUAUCCAGUCCAAACUCUCCUACAUCCAGAAUGAGCCAUCGCUCAAGGAAGUAUUUCUAAAGGAGAACGGUGACCCAUAUCUCGAGGGUGAAACCAUGAAGCGUGUCAAGCUGGCGGAUACACUGGAACGUAUAGCGAAAAAUGGCGCCAAGGAGAUAUACGGCGGUGGAGAGACGGGUCGCAUGUUUGUUGAGGAUAUACAAAAGCUCGACGGCAUCAUAACUGAAAAGGAUCUCAGGAACUACAAAGUUCGCUGGGAGAGUGAUGGACACAUUACUGCCCACGUGACCGGCAACUUCACGCUAUAUACCACGCCUUUGCCCUCAAGCGGACCCCUGCUCGCCUUUAUUCUCAACGUGAUGAGCGAACUGAAUACGGAAAAGAGCGAAAUCUUCUGGCAGCGUACCAUCGAGACGUUCAAGCAUGCGUAUGGACAGCGCACAAAUCUGGGCGAUUUUUUAAAUGAUCCCGAACAGGAGCCGACCAUAACCGAAACUCUAAAGAAGUUGCGCAGCGAAGACUUUGUAAAGCAGGUGCAAAGCCUAAUAUUCGACGAUCGCACCUUCGCCGAUUCCAAAUACUAUGGCGCGAACUUCACCAACGCCCCGGAUGGUGGAACGGCACACAUGAACGUGUUGGCACCCAAUGGUGAUGCCAUCGCCAUCACCAGCACCAUCAACAACUACUUCGGUUGCAAGGUGGCCUCUUCCCGCACCGGAAUCAUUCUGAACGACGAGAUGGACGACUUCUCUACGCCGGGUGUUAUCAAUAGCUUCGGUGUGCCUGCUUCGCCAGCCAAUUACAUCGUGCCUGGCAAGCGUCCCAUGUCCUCUAUGAGUCCCGCUAUCAUAGUCGAUGCUAAUGGAAACGUCCGUUUGUUAAUUGGUGCUGCUGGCGGCACCAAAAUAACGACCAGCGUGGCAUCGGUUAUUAUGAAAUACCUUAUACACCACCAGGGGCUGAACAAAUCGGUUCAGGAUGGGCGUGUCCAUCAUCAGCUAAUGCCAGAUCAAAUCGAUACUGAGGCGGAGAUGGACAAACCUAUUGUCAGCUAUCUCGAGCAGGUUGGUCACAAGAUCGAGCUAUUGCCCGAGGGCACGGGCUUUGCGGCAGUAACGGCAAUUGGCGCCCUGGGCGACCCAGAGCCCGUCUAUGAUCGCCGGCGCGUUGGAAGCACCAUGCAGAUCCAGAACCGCAAUAAGAUGCAGCAUUAAAAGCUGGCGAAUAGCUUUCACACGCAUAUUGUUUGUGAUUUUAUUUAUUUAACUCUCUAUCUAUAAGCCCUAACUAUAGUUAUAGUGCCAGCGCCAGCUGUGAUGUCAUGCAUGUAAAUAUAAACAUUUGUAAAUCGUGUAGGUUGUGUGCUAAAUGUUGCAAAUAUUACCAUUUUAUGUAUUCGAUCGAGUCAAAAAUACUGUAAAUAAAUGUAAAAACUGAUUUAUUUUAAAUCAUUACUCAA
Messenger RNA from Scaptodrosophila lebanonensis, 2326 nucleotides. RefSeq names its product scoloptoxin SSD14. Gene Ontology annotation, biological process: glutathione catabolic process. The record is from RefSeq and is a predicted model, not a curated record. The transcript is spliced from 5 exons. The coding region runs from base 342 to 2081 and encodes 579 amino acids. Gene Ontology annotation, cellular component: plasma membrane. Gene Ontology annotation, molecular function: glutathione gamma-glutamate hydrolase. NCBI's taxonomy places the organism in Eukaryota, Metazoa, Arthropoda, Insecta, Diptera, Drosophilidae.